This is a messenger RNA of Rotaria sp. Silwood1, 1212 nucleotides long. The record is from the annotation of a GenBank genome assembly. Lineage: Eukaryota; Metazoa; Rotifera; Eurotatoria; Philodinida; Philodinidae.
AUGUCAACUAUUCAAUUUCCUUCUCCUCAAAAUCAUAUACUUCCACAUCAAAUUAUGUUUACAUAUCCACAAAAUAGUUCAGGAAAACCUAGUAGUCUUAAACGAGUAAUGGGUGCACUUUUUGGAUUAGCUGUAGGCGAUGUACUAGGAGUUGGUGUUGGAUUUCGUUCAGGUGAUUAUUUUGGGGAUUGUCCUGUCACUGGUAUAAAGAAAGGAGGUACACAAAGUCUAAAUCCAGGACAAUGGACAGAUAAUACAUCUAUGUGUUUAUGUCUUGCUUCAUCAUUUAUUACUAAGAAAAGUUUUGAUCCUUACAACCAAAUGGUUCGUUAUAAAUGGUGGUAUAAAAAAGGUUUUCUUUCAUCCACUGGUCAAUUUUUUAACAUCAAUAAUGCUACACGUCAGGCAUUAGACGAAUUUUGUCGCCGUCAAGAGACUUUAAAAAAGGCUUAUCAUAUGAACACUGACGAAGAAGUCGAUGAUCUUUCACUUGAGAAAAUUCGUGCCAUAAAAAAGUUCAAUUUAAAAUGUGGUUCCACAAGCACUACUGGAAGUGGAGUUCUUAUGUAUCUUGCUCCUAUACCACUCUUUUAUUUUCGUUCGCCUAAGGAUGCCGUUAAUUAUGCUGGACGCAGUGCUUCACUGUUUCAAGAUAAUAUUAAAGUGUUAGAUGCUUGUCGAUAUUAUGCAGCACUUAUUGUUGCAGCUAUUCGAGGUGAAAAAAAAGAAAGAUUGUUAGAUAAUCACUUCUACGAAGAUCAUCGAAGUUGGUUCGAAGCAAAAGAACUUCAUCCAGAAAUACUUCGCAUAGCUCAAGGCUCGUACAAGCGACCUCGUGGAUAUGAAGAUGGCAUUCGAGGAAAGGGAUAUAUAGUCGAUACCUUAGAAGCUGCUCUUUGGGUCUUUUGCUAUGAUAACAAUUCUUUCGAAAAAGGAUUUUCAGAUGCCGUUCGAUUAGGAGAAAAUAAUGAUACUACAGCAAUCAUAUACGGUCAAUUAGCUGGUGCUUAUUAUGGAUACCAACAAAUUCCAGAGUGUUGGCUUCGACAACUUUAUGCUAGUUCAUUGAUUGCUUGUGUUGGUCAUUGGUUACAUUUAUUCGGACAAGAACAAUCACCUACUGAACAAGAAUCGCCAAAAUUACGUCCAAAAGAGUCAAUACCUGCUAAAAACCAUCAAAGAAAUCAUCAGAAAGUAAAUGACAUUACCCCU